Molecule: messenger RNA, 1683 nt
Organism: Drosophila miranda
Lineage: Eukaryota; Metazoa; Arthropoda; Insecta; Diptera; Drosophilidae
Gene: Tango2
Product: transport and Golgi organization protein 2
Exons: 4
Coding region: 561-1559 (332 amino acids)
Biological process (GO): Golgi organization; protein secretion
Cellular component (GO): Golgi apparatus
Source: RefSeq, a predicted model, not a curated record
UAGAUUGGUCUUGAGGUGUGGAGGGAUACAACCAUAAAACAAAUUUAUCUACCCUGUGUCUCAUGCUAUCUUUGUCUUGCAGACUAGAUUGGUCUUCAAGUGUAGUGAUUUAUCGAUGCCGACCCCGUGAUGUGACACUUGGGGCUCGUCACAUAUGGCAGCCCAAAAAACAAAACAAAAAAACGAGACAAAACGGAUAUAAAACCAGAAAUGUAGAAUUAUAAUAUUUUCAAGACUGAUAUUUUGAGAAAUAAAACAUAUACUAAUUUUUGGACUUUUAUUGCACUGAAACUACCUCAGUACGCCCUAAAAUACUUCAAAUAAUCAUUUGUAUAUAUAAGCGCUAACAAUUUGUUUACGUUGUUGUCGAGCACAAACAACGGAAAAGAAGACUGUAUCAGCGAUAAUUUGUUGAUAAAAUUCAGCUUUAGACGCCCUAGCAAACACCAAACAAAGCAACAAAGAGACUGACCUGAAAUUGAAAACAGUUCGUCACUGCCACUUGAGGACAACGGACGGUCGAGAGGUUCAUCAUCCAUCCCAACUCCACCAUCAGCAUCAUGUGCGUGAUCUUUUUUUACGCCAAUUCAGAUCCCCAGCCCGGUGGCUACAGGCUCAUCUUGGCCUCUAAUCGCGAUGAGUUCUUUGCCCGUAAAACCGUGAAGGCGAGCGAAUGGCCCGACGCGGAUCAUGUCGUUGGCGGCAUUGAUCUCGAACCGGGCCGCGAGGGCGGCACCUGGCUGGCCAUUGGCAGCGCGAGUGGAGUCUUCAAAGUUGGGGCCCUGCUCAAUCUCACAGGCGAGCCCAAGCCCCGCGAUGCAGUCGCGCACAAGAACAUUUUGCAACCAAAUAACCAAAACAACCACAAUAACAGCCACAGUCACAGCCACAGCCACAGCAGCAGCAACAUGAGCAACAUCAGCAACAGCAAGAGGCCAGAAAAUAACGAUAACGAACAUUUCUUACUAGGGCGCGGCAUGAUUGUGGCAGACUUUGUGUCCCAGUUCGAUGAGCCAAACAGCAUACUGAACUUCAACCAGAGCCUGCUCCAGGACUGCACCAAGUACAGCGCCUUCAACUUUGUCUCCAUUGAGAUUGGGCCAAAAUCCCUGCCAGCCCAGAUCAGACUGCUGAGCAAUGUGCCGCCCACCCUGAACGACUUUGAGGAGGGAAAAUGCUACGGCUUCGGCAACAGUCUGCCCGGGACUCCCUUCGAGAAGGUGCGCUUCGGCCAGCAGCAGUUCUCAGAUAUUGUGGAGGAGCAUGGCACUGGCACAGUCGAAGCACUGAGCGCGCAGCUGCUGAUGCUGCUCAAGAACAAGAAGAAAUUCUGGCCCGAUGCGGAGCUGAAGCGUCGGGCCCCCAACUGGGGCGAGGAAUUGAGUGCGCUCAAUGUCCAUAUUGGCGACCGCGGCUAUGGCAGUCGUACGCAUUCCAUUAUCCUGGUGGACACCAACAACAAGAUGCAUUUCUUUGAGGAAAAUUUUGAUCCCGAGACCAAUUUGCGAGAGCCCUGUAAUCUACGGACGGUGGUCCACAAGCACCUGGGGGCGAUCUAGAUCCAUUAGUGGAAAUGUAUGUAUGUGCAUUUUUGUUGCAUUUGUUGGUGUGUUAUGUAUAAUAAUAAUAAUAUCCAUUUUGUCUCUGGAAUAUACAUCGGCAGUCGCGCACUUAUAUAAAGAU